Saccostrea cuccullata (small rock oyster) is the source of this 740-nucleotide messenger RNA. Its product is annotated as deleted in malignant brain tumors 1 protein-like. The record is from RefSeq and is a predicted model, not a curated record. The transcript is spliced from 4 exons. Gene Ontology annotation, cellular component: membrane. Lineage: Eukaryota; Metazoa; Mollusca; Bivalvia; Ostreida; Ostreidae. The annotation marks the transcript as partial.
GUAUGGACGAUUAUGCAGUCCGUUUAUCAGAUGGUCAGUACGACAGAGGUCGAGUAGAAAUAUCAGUAGGAGGAACCUGGGGAAGUAUUUCAUCCUCCAGCGUCUGGCCAUCUGGCAAAAACGCUCAAGUUAUCUGUACCCAACUAGGAUUUCAAUCCGGAGAAGCAAUCACUAAUGGGACUUAUCUACAAGGAAGAGGGCCGGUCUGGAUUCGAGAUUUGAAUUGCACAGGGCAUGAAACGUCAAUUCGCGACUGUUCAUUUACAAUAAGUGGAACGGACCUCUAUUCCAGAUCGUCGCCUGAUAUAGGUGUCAUUUGUCUUCGACCAUUGUUUACACCGACUUCAUCUACAAAAACAUCAAAGUCAUCACAAACAUCACAAGAUGAUAUUUCAACAACAGAGGCAGUGGUGACGACACAUACUUCAUCCGAAGGAAAUAAGGAGGAAACAUAUACAGAUGAAACAGGUCAUGUACGGCAGAUAAUCACAGAAGUUGUUCAAGAAAAAACAGGAAUGAUUGUGGCUAAUUGUCUUGCUGCUCUUGCUUUAGCAAUUCUUAUUGUCAUGAUGGUUUGUUGGAAACUGCGCAAUACAUUUAAAAAAGGGAGGGGGAAUCCACUCAAGAGCAAGUUUCGUGGAGGGAAGGAUUUUAGAGGGAAAAAGCCUACGCUAAAAGACUGGUUUUCGUGGAUUGAGUCAACUAUAGAUGGAUUUUUUCAUAUGAAAGAAGACGAUUGA